Molecule: messenger RNA, 3755 nt
Organism: Oreochromis niloticus (Nile tilapia)
Lineage: Eukaryota; Metazoa; Chordata; Actinopteri; Cichliformes; Cichlidae
Product: phospholipid scramblase 1
Exons: 10
Coding region: 340-1467 (375 amino acids)
Biological process (GO): plasma membrane phospholipid scrambling
Cellular component (GO): plasma membrane
Molecular function (GO): phospholipid scramblase activity
Source: RefSeq, a predicted model, not a curated record
GUGUUUGGAGAAAACUCUCCUGAGUUACUGUAUUACAGUAAACUUCUGUGGGAAACACUGAAACAACAUUAAAAGAAAGAUUAUCUUAAUAUGCUAGUAAGAGGGCAAAAGGUGUUUGAAAUGCUUUUCAACUUCUUGGUAAGGUAACAUGCAUUCUCCAGAACUGAUGUGAAUAUAUACCACCUUUCUCAAACCAUAUAAAAAUUAACUGAGCUUUUAAAAUCAGGUUCAGUCGGUUUGCAGAGCAGGUGAUCAAAGAGGGACACAUGGAAGCAGAGAUGAGGAACAAAGGAGGUGUAGUACUUGGGCAACAGAAAGGAGGAGGUGGCAGUGGGUCAGAUGACCAAAGAGAGGGAGAGAAAGGCUGCACAUGAGGCACGGAAGACCAGAGGGUCAUAUGGUGAGGUCAACAGUCAGGCAAAUGGCAGGGACUUCAGCCCCCGUGUCAGGAACCAGUCAAACACAGAUGACACAGUGACCUUAUUUUUCUUCCUCCACCCAGAAAAGCUCUGCGCUAUGUCUGCUCCUGUUUACCCAGGUGCUCCAAACCAGCCACCCUAUCCCAUGUCUCAGCCCGGCGGAGCACCGUAUCCAGUUCCUCCUGGAUAUGGAGAUCCCAGUCAAGCCCCUCCACCCGGCUUCAACAUGGGCUAUUCAGGACAACCUGCAGUCAUGUACCAGCCAGGACCCGUAGGGCCAGCUCCAGGACCCGUAGGGCCAGCUCCAGGCCCUGAAUACGGUGGCCCACCAAGGGGGAUCUCCCCAGCUCCUGGAGUUCCAGCAGACCCUGUUGGUGUCCCACCUGGACUUGAGUACCUGACACAGAUUGACCAGAUCCUGAUCCAUCAGAAAGUCGAACUCCUGGAAGCAUUCAUCGGUAUUGAGACAAACAACGAGUAUGAAAUAAAAAACAGUCUGGGUCAAAAGAUCUACAAUGCCAAAGAGAAGAAUGACUGCUGCACCAGGAACUGUUGCGGCUCUAUGCGCAGCUUCCAAAUGAAAAUCAAGGACAACAUGGACAGGGAGGUCAUCCGUCUCAUCAGGCCUUUCCGCUGCUCCUGCUGCCCCUGCUGGCUGCAAGAGAUGGAGGUGCAGGCUCCACCGGGGACCACCAUAGGGUACGUCAAAGAGGACUGGCACUUUUACCUGCCAAAGUUUUCCAUCCAGGGAGCAAACAAGGAGACACUCAUGAGAUUGGAGGGGCCCUGCUUUGCCUGCAACUGCUGUGGAGAUGUCAACUUUGAGCUGAAAGGGAAAGAUGGCGACACACCCAUUGGUCGCAUCAGCAAGCAGUGGAGCGGCCUUCUGAAGGAAGUCUUCACUGACACAGAUAAUUUUGGCAUCCAGUUCCCGCUGGACUUGGACGUGAAGAUGAAAGCUUUGCUGCUGGGCGCCUGCUUCCUCAUUGAUUUCAUGUUCUUUGAGAAAAGCGGAGAGACCAAGGAUUGCAGCAGUGUGUUUUCAUAACAGAGGAAAAAGGAAACGUGGGGGGGACGGCCUGUGAUGAAGGUGUUUUCCUGUUAUGUAACAUUUGCAAUUUUUUUGUUCAUUUGUUACCAGUCCCAGAAUCUGUUUAUAUACACAUACAACUCAUUGUGAGCGAAUAAACUCAUGAUUAGAUUUGAAACUUUGAAUCUCUCCAAAGUCAAAGACUGAAGUUUUCAGUGUUUCUGUACAGUCUGUAGAUGUUUCACCUCUUUUUAAGCACAUCACCGUAUUCAUAGCAAACACUUUACGCUACCAAAGAAAGUUAAACUUAGAAACAAGUGUGGACACGCAUCCUUUGGAAUGUGCUUUUGCUGCACUUGUGUUCACGUUUCAUUUCUUUCUUCUUUUUUUGUCACCAUCAGUUUGUUUUUUAUUGUUAGUAAUUUUAUGUGCUUGCUCGAGCUUUAUGAAGAGAUCACAGUAUAUCUAGUAUAAGUGCAAUACUGUUUUGUAGAAGAUGUAUUCAUUGCUUUGCCUUCAUUUAUCCAGUUAAAUGGUGGCAGAGUCGCUCUGUCAGUCCAUUGCUUUGGUAUGAUGAUCAUCAUAUUUUGUGUACAGAUAUUUUUUAAUUUAGAAGUUAGCUUUUCUUUAUUACUUUGGUGUAUGCUCUACCAAACCUAUUACAUUCCUUUGAGCCUCCACUGUAGGCUGUAUUUAGUGUUAAUCAGCAAGUGUUGGCAUGCAAAACACACUAAGAUGUGAUGCUUGACAUGGUAAGCCUCAAACCUGCCUUGGCUUCAUUAUAUCAAUGUCACUGUGAAUAUCUUAGCAUAAGCAUUUGGCGGUUACCACUUGUGGGCCAGAGUCCCACUACACAGAGCCACUAGCACAGCUUUUAAUCUUUUUGAAACUUAUCAGAAGCCAUAUAGAAAACCUUGAGGUUAGCCGCGGGAAUCCUGCUCUGGUUAUUUAGCUCAGGGUGGCAUCAUGUGCAAAUGUUAGCAUGUAAAUACACUGAAGCAUAAUUGCAGAUAUGCUAAUCAUUAAACCUGCUUGACAUUAUUUUAUCAUCCAUGUAAAUAGUUUAUCUUUAAGCUCAGUUUGGGCUAAAUGCUAACUACAGCCACGAAGUGCAUCACCCUAAGUCUUUUUGGCAUUAACUAAAGCUUAUGGGAAACAUUUAGCCACAGUAAACUGGCUGUUAGCAUUUAGCCCACAUAAGGAAGUGACAUCGUAAUAGCAUGUAGACAUGCUAACUUAGAUGGUUGAAAUGGCAAGCAUCUUAACUACUAAACAACCUGUUGUUAACAUGUGCCACUGUUGAGGUUUUAGCAUUUAGCCCAAAGCUCUACUGUGCCUACGUACAGACAGUACCUGCCUUGUCCUAAUUUUGCAGUUAGUUGACUGCUUUACAAAAAUUCUGAACGAGUUAGCCGCUGUCACUUGUUUAGGGAUGUGUUGCCUUUAUUGGUGUGAAGUUGUGAAUCACACAUUUUUACUAAAGUGCACUCUUUCUAUUCAGCAACAUGUCUUCAGCCACGGUGCAUGAUGCAAAGCUGUUGAACAGGCUUUACUCUAAAUGGUCCUGUGCUCCCUUUAUGGAGUUUGGUGGUUGCCUGUGACACUGGUGACACCUCACCAUCUAGUUUCUUUCACAUACCACUGUGUUUGAACAUAGGUGAGGGAAAAAUGUAAAAGCAGAUGUUGAGGUUAGUGAGCAUUGAUUUGGCCUCAGAAUGGUUGGAAAACCCCACCGGCAAAGCUUGCAUGAAACACUGUGUAGUUCUUAAGUCCCUGGAAAGAGUUGGUGCAGUUAUUACUGCUGGUGCAGAGAAAGAGAGAGGGAGACCGGAAUCUUAACUGAAUCAAUUGACUUGUUUUCUUAUUUGGUUGCUUCACUCUACAGUGUUUGAUAGAUGAGAGGUUAAUGUUGCACUUCUGUGUUUAAUAAUCACUCUUGUUCUGGGAACACCUCCAGUGUGAAACCUGGUUGCCACAAGUGCUUUAAAAUCCAGCUAGCUGUUUGCCAUCACCAACCAAAUGUAUGUGCAUGCAUAAAUAUAUGUAUAUGUUGAGUGGCCAGUACUCUCUAGGAUAACUAACCAAAGCAUGUACAGUUGAUUUAAGUUGGGAACUCACAGUUUAGUGUUCCUCUGGAGGCUUUUUCUAUCAUAUAUGUGCAGCUGGGAGGGGCUGCAACAUGUUUCCCGUGUUUUUAAUCAAAAAUGUUUUGUAACACUUUUCUUGUGAUUGGACAUUUUUACAUAUACAAGCAAUAAUGUAUUUCUCCAAUAAACAAAUGCAAUGAUAAGCCUUCAUUAAAAGCA